CCUGCAUCAAGGAGCGCGAUUAGUUAGUUGUCCUAGCAGAGGCGUGGUUGCGUGCAGUGUCCAAUCAGCGCACUGCUUGUAUGGCGCACUAGCAAAUCUGCACGCUGGAUGAGAGGUAUUUCAAAAAGGGUAGGAUAGAAAAUAUAGCUCUGUAAACAGUAUCUAGCAUACUAGCCAAACACGAAUCUGCUCUGCAUAUCAGCACGAAAUAUUUGCUCAGACAGAUAGUUAAACAAAUCAACUCGCAAUGGAUACCGAAGCCAAACCCAGAAAGCGAAACUACACAGAGGAAAAGUCCGCUUCAGAGCCUUCAGACGAUGAUGACUAUGUGCCAUAUGUUCCUGUUAAGAUUAGAAAACAACAGUUGUUGCAGAAGAUGAUGCGUUUCCGAGGCAAGGGUUUGACAGAGGAGGACCAGAAGGACAGCGGAGGAGAACAGAAGGAUGAGGACGAGGGUCUCGGGCCACGCUCCAACGUCAGCCUGCUCGACCAGCACCAGUACCUGAAGGAGAAAGCCGAGGCCCGGAAGGAGUCAGCAAAGGAAAAGCAGCUGAAGGAGGAGGAGAAGAUUCUGGAGAGUGUGGCUGAGGGCCGAGCUUUAAUGUCUGUCAAGGAGAUGGCAAAAGGUAUCACCUAUGAAGACUCUAUUAAGACCAGCUGGAAAGCUCCUCGUUACAUAUUGAACAUGCCCAUAGUGAGGCAUGACCGGGUGAGGAAGCGGUACCACAUCCUGGUGGAGGGCGACGGUAUCCCUCCGCCCAUUAAGAGCUUCAGAGAGAUGAAGUUUCCUCAAGCAAUUCUGAAAGGUCUUAAGAAGAAAGGAAUUGUGCAUCCAACCCCCAUCCAGAUCCAGGGAAUCCCGACUAUUCUUUCUGGCAGAGAUAUGAUUGGCAUUGCGUUCACGGGCUCAGGGAAGACUCUGGUGUUCACUCUACCCAUCAUCAUGUUCUGUCUGGAGCAGGAAAAACGCCUGCCCUUCUGCAAGAGAGAAGGACCCUACGGACUCAUCAUCUGUCCUUCUAGGGAGCUGGCGAGGCAGACGCAUGGCGUCAUCGAGUACUAUUGCAAGCUCCUGGAGGAUGAGAGUGCGCCUCAGCUGCGCACUGCCCUCUGCAUCGGGGGCAUGUCCGUCAAAGAGCAGAUGGAGGUGGUCAAGCACGGCGUACACAUGAUGGUGGCCACGCCGGGCCGUCUAAUGGACCUGCUCAAUAAGAAGAUGGUGAGUCUGGAUAUCUGUCGAUACCUGGCACUGGACGAGGCUGACCGGAUGAUCGAUAUGGGCUUUGAGGAGGACAUCAGGACCAUCUUCUCUUAUUUUAAGGGUCAGAGACAGACGCUGCUCUUCAGCGCCACCAUGCCCAAGAAGAUCCAGAACUUCGCCAAAAGCGCUCUGGUCAAACCCGUCACCAUCAACGUGGGCCGAGCCGGUGCUGCCAGCUUGGACGUCAUUCAGGAAGUGGAGUAUGUCAAAGAGGAAGCAAAAAUGGUGUACCUUCUGGAGUGCUUACAGAAGACACCACCUCCCGUGUUAAUAUUUGCUGAGAAGAAAGCAGACGUGGACGCCAUCCAUGAGUAUCUGCUCCUCAAAGGUGUGGAGGCAGUGGCGAUCCAUGGAGGCAAAGACCAAGAGGAAAGAACAAAAGCCAUCGAGGCCUUCAAGGAGGGAAAGAAAGAUGUUUUGGUGGCCACUGAUGUGGCGUCUAAGGGUUUGGAUUUCCCCGCCAUUCAGCAUGUAAUUAACUACGACAUGCCUGAAGAGAUUGAGAACUAUGUCCAUAGAAUUGGUAGAACGGGUCGAUCGGGCAAAACUGGAAUAGCCACAACGUUCAUCAACAAGGGAUGUGAGGAAUCAGUGCUGAUGGAUCUGAAGGCCUUGCUGGUCGAAGCCAAGCAGAAAGUUCCACCGGUUCUGCAGGUGCUCCAGACAGGGGACGAAGCCAUGCUGGAUCUUGAAGGAGAGAGAGGCUGUGCGUUCUGCGGCGGUUUGGGUCAUCGUAUCACCGAUUGUCCCAAGUUGGAGGCCAUGCAGACCAAGCAGGUUACCAACAUCAGCCGCAGGGACUGUCUGGCCAACAGCUCCAUGGACUUCUAAGGCUCUGGAUUUCCUCACUUUGUGGACGAGGAGCGACGAGAUCUUUCUGCGCGUGGUACUGGAAUGACGUGAGGUGCUGGUCGGGAGAAAAAAAAACAUCUCACAAAAGACCCGGGAAUUGCGAAUCAGCUGAACAUUAUUCCUGUGCAUUUUUGUUUUGUCUUUUGAACCGUGAUUAUGACUGGGUUUGUAAAAAUGUCCAUAUUAAAUGUCUGUCUUGUCACACACUUUA
Messenger RNA from Ictalurus furcatus (blue catfish), 2324 nucleotides. Its product is annotated as probable ATP-dependent RNA helicase DDX41. Gene Ontology annotation, cellular component: spliceosomal complex. The transcript is spliced from 17 exons. The record is from RefSeq and is a predicted model, not a curated record. Gene Ontology annotation, biological process: mRNA splicing, via spliceosome. NCBI's taxonomy places the organism in Eukaryota, Metazoa, Chordata, Actinopteri, Siluriformes, Ictaluridae. Gene Ontology annotation, molecular function: ATP binding; RNA binding; RNA helicase activity. Bases 248 to 2092 code for a protein of 614 amino acids.